This is a messenger RNA of Brachypodium distachyon (stiff brome), 1547 nucleotides long. RefSeq names its product GDSL esterase/lipase At3g09930. The transcript is spliced from 4 exons. The record is from RefSeq and is a predicted model, not a curated record. Lineage: Eukaryota; Viridiplantae; Streptophyta; Magnoliopsida; Poales; Poaceae. Gene Ontology annotation, molecular function: hydrolase activity, acting on ester bonds. Bases 23 to 1177 code for a protein of 384 amino acids.
UCACACGAUCAGAAACAUAGAUAUGACGAAGCUAGCAGCGACCUCUCUCCUCAUCCUCGCUGUGGUUCUGCUGAUAAAUGGCGUGCAAUCUGUCAAGCAAUCGGUCAAGGCUCCUGCGCCUGCACCAUCUGACAAGUUUCCCGGGAAGAAACCACGUGUCGGAGUGAAGAGCGGGCACUCCCAUGUGUACAAGAUGUUUGUGUUCGGCGACUCUUUCGCCGACAACGGCAACCUCCCGAGGUGGUGCUCUAGCCCGAUCACCCGGCAGUGGCACUACCCAUACGGUGCCUCCUCCUUGGCCGCCAACAGCCUCCGCCCCACGGGCCGCUUCUCCGACCACCUGGUCCAGCCUGACAUCCUCGCCACGAUGCUCAACAUGGGCAGACUUGAGGGCCCGCCGGCGUGCAAGAUGACGUUGAAGAAUUACUGCAACGCGUUCGGCAUGAACUUCGCCGUCGGCGGCUCGGGCGUCUUCGAGCCGUUCCUGCCACCGCUGCCGCACCGGCUCAAGCUGACGACGCUCGCUGCCCAGAUUGACCAGUUCGAGAAGCUCCUCCAUGACCGCGUCAUCGGGAGCUGGAACCUCGAAGACUCCAUCGCCCUCGUCGCCAUCUCCGGCAACGACUACACCCGCGUCGCCAACGCUAGCAGCAACGAGAUCUUUGCGUUUGUCAAGAACGUCACGACGGAGAUCGCGGCGAACGUGAAGAGGCUGCAGGACCUCGGCAUCAACAAGAUCCUCGUAAACAACCUUCACCCUCUCGGGUGCACGCCAUGGCAGGCCAGGCCAAGCAACUACACCAAGUGCGCCGGCUUACCCAACGUGGGAUCCAGCGUCCACAACACCGAUCUCCUCGAUAAGCUCGGCGGGAUGGAGAACGUCAAGAUCGUCGACCUCAACACCGCCUUCUCCAAAAUCGUCGGCGAACAACCCCCUGGGUCGGGGUCGGAGCUGGCGAAGCGGUUCAAGUAUACGCUGAGGCCGUGCUGCGAGAGCUCGGAUCCGGACGGCUUCUGCGGGGAGUGGGGCGAGGACGAGCAUGAUCGGCUGUACACGCUGUGCAAGGACCCGAGCAAGCACUUUUACUGGGACGAUGUGCACCCCACGCAGGCUGGAUGGCAGGCCGUCAUGGACCAGCUCAAAGUUGAGAUCCAGGAGUUCCUCGACGUGUUCUAGCUUGGCUAGAUAUUGUUCCAUGCGUGCCGUGUUAGUAAUUUUUUGGUUCGUUGGGUCGUCUGUUAAUUGUCGGUUUCGAGUGUCGUUUAGGUUGGUUGUUUUUGGACGGCACUAUCUCGAUGCCAUAGUUGUGUGAGUUAUGUUUGCAUCUUGUUUUGUUGGUCUUCAUGGAAUGGUUCAGUUCUCCGGAAAUUAAUCAACAAUCAGCUAGUACUAGAUGCCUUUUAUUUCUCAAAGGCCAACGUUUUGCGAUCUUCUCUCCUCUGUUCGACGCAGUUUCUGCAGAGCACAUUGCCCUGGCCAAAUGCACAUUAGUGCUGCUGAGCUUUGUUUAAAAAAUCCAUUUGUACAGCCAAAUUCUAGAUCCAGA